Nicotiana tabacum (common tobacco) is the source of this 742-nucleotide messenger RNA. RefSeq names its product chemocyanin-like. Gene Ontology annotation, molecular function: electron transfer activity. Lineage: Eukaryota; Viridiplantae; Streptophyta; Magnoliopsida; Solanales; Solanaceae. The record is from RefSeq and is a predicted model, not a curated record. Gene Ontology annotation, cellular component: plasma membrane.
UGUGCCUCGAUUUCUUUUGACUAAUUAUUAGCUAUGACUCUGCCGAAGAAAGCCAUGCUGUUGUUUUUGAUGGUUCUGGUAUUUUGUGGCGUAACAAAGGGUGAAGUAUACAAGGUUGGUGACUCCACUGGGUGGGCAGACAUUGGUCACUUUGACUACAAAUCUUGGUCUGCCAGUAAGAAUUUUCGUGUUGGCGAUUCCAUUGUGUUUGAGUACAACAAGCAAUUCCACAACGUGGUUCGAGUGACACACAAGAACUUCAAUGCAUGCAAUGCGACAACAACUUAUUCCACCUUUAACACUGGCAAUGACACCUUUGUGAUCAUAAGGCCAGGCCAUUUCUACUUCAUUUGCAGCUUCCCUGGCCAUUGUCAAAAUGGCCAGAAAAUUGACAUCAGAGUUCCUAAGCCAACGAAAUCAUCGUCCUCGCCUUCGUCCUCGCCAUUGUCUUCGCCCUCAUCCUCACUUUCGUCCUCGUCGUCGCCUUCGCCUAAGCCUAAUUCUCCAUUGGAGCCAAUUACUCCAUCAUCAACAUGGGCACCUUCACCAUCUCCUGCUGCAAGUGGAUCCUCAGAAAUGAUCUUCUCUUUUAAGCUUUGGUUGUCCAUGCUUUUAAUAGUUGCCACUAUGGUUUAAUUAAUUCCUACUAUUCGUUACUAGCAAAAGGUCCGGGUUCUUUCUUUCUUCAAAGACAGUUUUUUUCCAAUUAUAGUAGUCAUUUUAUGGUUUAAUAUUGACAUUA